Linum trigynum is the source of this 426-nucleotide messenger RNA. The record is from the annotation of a GenBank genome assembly. NCBI's taxonomy places the organism in Eukaryota, Viridiplantae, Streptophyta, Magnoliopsida, Malpighiales, Linaceae.
AUGUUACGAAUCCUCGACUCACUGCGGCGAACCAAGCCACCCACCACCACCGUGACGGCUUCACCACCACCAUCACCGACGGAGGACAUCACUAUUGUUCUUUUAGCGGCCGUCGAAGAAGAAUAUGAUGAAGCCACAACCAUGACACCAACCGCAAAGGUCACGACAAUGGCGCCUGCCAUUACCAACAUCAUCACCAUUACCGAACAGCCAACCCUCAAUGGCAAGGCCUUGUCCUCGGCAGAGAUGAUGGCGCCAUCAUCAGUAGCCAUCAUUGUCGUUCUGAACACAGUGUUACCACCACCACCAAUCACUAUUGUGGUGGACACGAAGAUUACAAUGAGCUCGGUAGAGUCGGUAUCGUCAUGCGCGGAGGAGGAUAAAUCGUAUCUGAAAGUUGGUGACACCUCUCAGGUGAAUUUCUAG